AUGAAGGGCUGGUACAAAGGAAUGGAUUGGGAUAUGAUGUACAUGGGCCCGAUGGGGCCCAUGGGCCCAAUGCCCAUGAUGGGUGGUCCUAUGUUCUUUGGAAAGGGAUACAUGGACUAUGGCAAAGGCCCCAUGGAUCCCUUCAAGGGCUUCGGCAAGGGCGGCUACCCAGCGCCCAAGGAGGCGAAGGGCCUCGUCAGGUCAAUCGUCUCCUCACAGGUCGUCCCGGGGACUGGUGGCAAGUGGAAUAACGAUGAAAACACGCUCUUCGUCGGUGGACUUCCUCCAGACACAACAAACCUAGAGAUGUACCAGAUCUUCUCCGCUUUCGGACCCAUUGCCCCAAGAGGAGCCACAGCUCUUCUGGACAAGGACACCGGGCAGUGCACAGGCAUCGGCUUCAUUAACUACAUGACUGCAGAGGCAGCAGAGAAGGCAAUCCGAUCCCUCAACAGCUUCCCAUUUACAGACGGCACGCGGCUCACGGUGAAGAAGAAGAGCUCUCCGAAGAAAGGAGAGGGUAAAGGUGAAGGCAAGCACAAAGAUGACAAAGGUGGCAGGGCCCUGAGGAAAGUAAAAAAUUCUCAAAGGGAAGAGGUCAUUGCCUAUUUCCCACUGCGCUUAUUGAUCAAUGUGUGUUGCGACUUAAGCGAAAGGUUGACAGUGUCUGCUAGUGAGCAGGAGGAGGAGACCGACCACAUCCGACCACACUUCCAGAACCCGCGUGAGACUCCUCGCCUCAUGGUGGCCAGCUCGCUACACCAUGUGGAUGCAAGUUGCCUGGAGCAGUCCAUUCAGUCCUGA
Molecule: messenger RNA, 804 nt
Organism: Symbiodinium sp. CCMP2592
Lineage: Eukaryota; Dinophyceae; Suessiales; Symbiodiniaceae
Source: the annotation of a GenBank genome assembly